This is a messenger RNA of Diabrotica balteata, 2322 nucleotides long. NCBI's taxonomy places the organism in Eukaryota, Metazoa, Arthropoda, Insecta, Coleoptera, Chrysomelidae. The record is from the annotation of a GenBank genome assembly.
GCCUAAAAGUACUUCCUGUUUUUUAGGUUUGUUAGAUUUUCCUGUUUUUGUAUAAAGUGAUUAUCAGUCAUAUACUCAUAUUUCACAUUCCCGGGUAAAUUGAUCUAAGUACAUGACAAAAAGUUAUCAUUGUGUUGUUUAAAAUAUAAAACCGAUACCGAAUAUAAAAAAGUUUCCUACUACACGUGUGUUAACCAGUAAAUUGUAAAUUAUGGAUGAUGAUUGGGAUGAUGACUCUGGAUCAGCUCCUAUUCCCACAGUGGCUCCUAGUGUGGCAACAGAAGGAGGUAAGAAGUUUUCAGCUGGAAGAGGUUUUAAAUCUGUAGAGAUAAGUGAUGGAGAUUGGGGCGACAAUGGUGGUUCUAGUUUUGAAAAUGGAUAUUCAGGCAGAGGAGGUGGAAGAAGGGGCGGUAGAGGAGGUGGUGACAACUAUCGCGGCCGCGGAGGAGAUCGUAAUCGAGGAGGUGGAGAUCGUAGGGGAAGAGGAGGUUAUAGUAGAAAUGGUGACAGUAAUGGCUAUGGAGAUGAAAAUGGUGAUAGUUAUGGCGACUCAAACAAAGAAAAUUAUGGAGGCUUUGAAAACAGAGGGCGUGGUAGAGGUGGCAGAGGACGAGGUGGCGGUGGUAGAGGUGGCAGAGACGACGAUGAUAAUGACUUUAAUGCUGAUAAAAGCGAGGAACCCCAAAAGCCACGUGAAAUUUAUAUACCCCCGGAACGUACUACAGAUGAAGAACUGUUUACCAGUACAAUAACGUCCGGUAUAAAUUUCGUUAAAUUGGAUGACAUUGAAGUCAAUGUUAGCGGUGAAAACGUUCCUACACCCAUUUCAUCUUUUGAAUCUGCAGGUCUGAGACCCCAUUUAUUACAGAACAUUAAAAAAUCUGGUUACACGAAACCAACCCCCAUUCAGAAACAUGCUGUGCCGAUAAUAAUGCAGGGAAGAGAUUUGAUGGGCUGUGCACAAACCGGUUCCGGAAAAACAGCUGCCUUCCUUUUACCUAUGAUAAACCAAUUAUUAACUAGUCAAGAAGGACCUGCAAUGGACGGCAACUGCUGUCAACCGAGAGUCGUGAUAGUUUCACCAACGAGAGAAUUGGCAAUUCAGAUAUUUGAACAAGCAAAGAAGUUUGCCUACAAUUCAAUAGUCAAAACAGUAGUUGCGUAUGGUGGUGCUAGUGUUAGUUACCAGAAAAAUCAUGUUUUGGCUGGGUGUCAUAUUUUAGUCGCAACACCGGGAAGGUUAAAUGACUUUGUGAGUAAGGGGGUGCUCUCAUUUGACAGUGUCCAAUAUUUUGUGCUAGAUGAAGCUGAUAGGAUGUUAGAUAUGGGUUUUUUGCCAACUGUAGAACAAAUGUUGGGACACCCUUCCAUGCCUGCAACUGGCGAGCGUCAAACACUCAUGUUUUCAGCUACUUUCCCUGAAGAAAUACAACAUCUUGCUGGCAAAUUUUUGCUUAACUACGUUUUUGUAGCGGUUGGCAUCGUCGGUAGUGCUUCCACUGACGUUGAACAAGUUUUCUAUCAAGUUCCAGGCAAAGAGAAAAUAAGGAAACUUAAAGGAAUGUUGAGUGAAAAUGGUGGUGAGCGGACGGUAGUUUUUGUCGAACAAAAGAGAACUGCUGAUUUUUUGGGAAGUUUCUUAUCGGAAAACGGAAUGAAAUCCACCAGUAUCCACGGUGAUCGUCUACAGCGCGAAAGGGAACAAGCUUUAUGGGAUUUCAAGAAAGGGAUUUGUAAUGUACUUGUUGCAACAGGUGUUGCCGCUAGAGGACUGGAUAUAGAAGGCAUAGAGCAUGUCAUCAACUUUGAUUUACCGAAGUCAAAAGAUGAAUAUGUUCAUCGUAUUGGAAGAACAGGGCGUCUCGGAAAUAAGGGUAAAGCUACUAGCUUUUUCGAUUCCUCCAGCGAUUCUGCUCUGGCACCUGCACUAGCUAUUAUUCUGAAGCAGGCUGGACAAGAAGUUCCUUCAUGGUUUGGUGAGAUCAGUUCUCAUUCAUCAUAUCAAAACGAUCGUGCAUUUGGAGGAACUGAUAUCCGUGGGGGAGAAUUUGGAAAAGCUCAGGUAGCAGAAGAAGUAGACGAGGAAUGGUGAUCUACAUUUGUUUGCGUGUUAGUUAUGAAUCAACAACACCGCAAAUCCAGUGAUUUUUAUAUUUUCAAUAGUUUGUAUGUCUUUUUCAAAUUGAUAUUUUCCUUUUAAGAGUUAAGAUCUAAAGUUUUGUUUUAAAAGAAGUAUGACUUAGUUAUUAUUGACUUGUUACUUGUAUCUGUGAUACAAUCGUUUUUUUUUUUUCAGAAUAAAUGCUUCUUCUAAUUUUUUAA